AUGCCAAAAAAUGAGACUUAUAAUGAUAAAAAUUUACAACCUAUCGGAUCCGGCCCUUGCUAUCAAAGCAUUGGACCGGGUUCGAAUCCGGCGUACACCAAUGAAUAUUUUCAAUAUUUAAGUGUAUUAUUCUGCUCAGCCCAAGAAAUACAAACGAGUUCCAAUCUCAAAAGUUUACCCCCUACCGUAGUCGCUCAUGACCUUAGUAGUUUAUGCGACUUUAAACAAAUCAAAAAAAAAAAAAAAAAAAAUUUCAAAAAUUUACAAAAACAAAAUGUCAGACUCCGGAGCUUGAAUCCAUUCCCACAA
Cotesia congregata is the source of this 309-nucleotide messenger RNA. The record is from the annotation of a GenBank genome assembly. Lineage: Eukaryota; Metazoa; Arthropoda; Insecta; Hymenoptera; Braconidae.